GUCAGCCUGCACUUUUAUGUACAACGAGUCUUCUUCGACUUAAGUAAUGUUUAACAGCAUAAAUGCAGAUAUCUAUAAAAAAAAAAGUUUACACAUUUGGAGGAAAGAAUGAUUAAUGUGGGGAAAAUCGAUAAAGAACCACCUGUCCUAUUUGCUCACAAACGAAAUCCUGUAUAUUUAUAUAUAUAGAUGAGUACACCCCCAUAGGAAAGGUGGUUCAUUCCCAAAGUGUUUAACUGAUGUGGCACUAGCAAUGCUUUAGUUGUAACGCAGAAUCUGGUGUAAUGGCUGUACGGGUGCUCUUGUGCUUCUUAGCCGUGUGCUUUUAUGUCACAGCGACAGAAGACAGAAAAAACAUAACACUAAUAGAAGACACUGAAAUUGCUAGAGGAACAGUAAUAGCACCAAGUGUUGUAGGAUGUUCUAUAAAAAGGAAGCCAGAACUUUACAAGUUCAUGAUGGAGAUCUGGGCACUUUACCAUAACCUGAAAUACGAAUCCACCGAAGAAAAGGAACCUCAGAUAAUAUUCUACAAUUUUAAAAAUGAAGUUCUGAAGGUGAUAAAAAUAGGGGGCAGGACAGCGGAUGAAAUUAGCGCCAUCUUGGACGAAGCCGGAUUCUACAAGAAAUCACAGAAAGGAGAAGAGGUGCCUAAGGAAUUCCAGCACCUGCCUCUCCAAGCACCUCGGGAUGAGCUGUGA
Xenopus laevis (African clawed frog) is the source of this 701-nucleotide messenger RNA. RefSeq names its product selenoprotein M (gene selenom.2.L). The record is from RefSeq and is a predicted model, not a curated record. The transcript is spliced from 4 exons. Lineage: Eukaryota; Metazoa; Chordata; Amphibia; Anura; Pipidae. The coding region runs from base 285 to 701 and encodes 138 amino acids.